This is a messenger RNA of Symbiodinium sp. CCMP2456, 969 nucleotides long. The record is from the annotation of a GenBank genome assembly. NCBI's taxonomy places the organism in Eukaryota, Dinophyceae, Suessiales, Symbiodiniaceae.
AUGAGCAGGAGUAGCAGUAGCAUAGUGGUGGCAGUAGUGGAAAUAAUAGCAGCGAGUUCCAAGUCAAGUAGGGGCGUCAAGGCCGGUGGCGGCUCAGCGAAGGAGAUCGAGGAAGCGGAUCUCCUCUUUGUGCCGGACGACGAUCAGGAGUGGCAGCGACCUCGGCGCCCUCCUCCUGGCGACCACUUCGGGCCGUCGAAGCAACUGACCGGGCCCAUAUUGCCUGUGUCGCCCGCCAGCGCGAAGCCGGAAGCGCAACAUGAGGAGGAGGAGUGGAUGGAACGGAAGAGGGUCACUGGAGUCAUUGGCCGACUGGUGCAGUACCAGAUGGGGGAGAUUCCUUCCAAGGACGUUCUGGGCUUGCAUCGGACAUGUCAAGGGCGCCUGAUGGUGACGGCAGUUCGCGGGGACGGGCCAGCCGCCCGUGCCGGUGUCGUCGCCGGAGACCAGCUGAUUUCCAUCAACGGCGAGAAGAUCUGGGAGUACUAUCCUGCGAAGGCAGUGCUCAGUGGUGUUCGAGGGCCUGCCACACUCAUCUUCCUGGGCUUCUCCGGGAAGCUUCAGGCCGAAGUGAGGGUGAAACAGCCCGACGAACCACGCUUGGGACUUCCUGCGCAGGUAAGUGUGUCUACCAAGGUGCUGCAGAAGUCUAAGCGUGAAGAAGAUCGAAGAAGACGCUGGGUCGAAGCCCAGAAGCCGGCGAACCCGCCGUCCCUGCGUUUGCUGGAUCCGGUGGUCUUCGAGCAGCGCUGCAGUAGCUCCCUGCUCAUCGCCACGGAGGCUGAGGGCGAACAGGACGUGCAGCCGGCACCGCCUCCUCCGCAGCUCGGUGUCUACGAGCUUCACCAGCAAGAUGCUCGGGAGAUCCUCUACCAAGCCUUGAGGGCUCAGCCGCUGAGUAUGCCCAGUGAAGCGACGGUGUCACAGCACCGGGUGAGUUCUCGCCAGUCCGACGUGGUGAAUUUCUAA